AUGACGAUCUGUACUUAUAACGCACGCACGCUUGCAUCGGAAAUGACCAUCGAAGAUCUGAUGAUGCAAGAUGAGAAGAUUAAGUACGACGUCAUCGGACUGACCGAGACGAGACGAAGCCACCCUCUCAAUGCCGAACAUGCGGUUCAAUGCCAUUUCCUUGCCUUCGUCGCUUACGCUCCAGCAUCAAGCUACACAGCAGAAGCCGAAGCUUUCUAUGUGGAUCUGAAGAUGUUCUACAGAAAACAGCGCACCUUCUACAGGGUCGUUGUUGGUGGUAUUAACGCCAAAAUUGGACCGGCAUUACAAGAACAUCAUCAUCGACGCCGAGAGGGAUCCGACAUUGUGAUACAGUACCACCUCAAAUAUUCGCGAAAUCUGGAAUGGGACGAAAUGGGAAUGACGGAUCGGCCACGCGGAGCGAAUGCUCUCUACGAAACGAAACAUGUGCAUCGGUCUUCUGUUUCAGCCGAAUCUGAAAAAGAUGAUGUUCAUGAGAAACGGAUGGAUCUUGGAUGCCGUAUCUACGCUCAACGGAACUAA
Necator americanus (New World hookworm) is the source of this 543-nucleotide messenger RNA. RefSeq lists its product as uncharacterized. The record is from RefSeq and is a predicted model, not a curated record. The transcript has 4 exons. NCBI's taxonomy places the organism in Eukaryota, Metazoa, Nematoda, Chromadorea, Rhabditida, Ancylostomatidae. Bases 1 to 543 code for a protein of 180 amino acids.